AGGAUGUUUAAAUUUCCUCAAAUGAAGCCGAUUUUUCAAGUGCUGGAUAAAAUGAGAUGCCUGCGAAAACGUUCUGUGGUAUCAUUCUUGGGAGUUCUUGUCAUUUUCCUUCUAUUUAUGAACUUGUACAUUGAGGAUACCUAUGUCCUGGAAGGAGACAAACAACUUAUAAGGGAAACAUCCACACAUCAACUAAAUUCAGAACGCUAUGUCCACACUUUUAAGGAUUUAUCCAAUUUCUCAGGAACUAUAAAUGUCACCUAUCGUUUCCUCACUGCCACAGCCUUACAAAGAAAACGAUAUCUUACAAUUGGACUUUCAUCGGUGAAACGAAAGAAAGGGAACUAUUUACUGGAGACGAUCAGAUCGAUUUUUGAGCAAUCCAGCUAUGAAGAACUGCAAGAAAUUUCAGUAGUGGUCCAUCUAGCAGAUUUCAAUUCAUCUUGGCGUGAUAGCAUGGUCCAGGAUAUUACACAGAAGUUUGCCCACCAUAUUAUUGCAGGAAGACUAAUGGUUAUACAUGCACCAGAGGAAUAUUACCCUAUCCUGGAUGGGCUAAAAAGAAAUUACAAUGAUCCAGAAGAUAGAGUCAAGUUUCGUUCCAAGCAAAAUGUAGAUUAUGCUUUUCUGCUUAAUUUUUGUGCUAAUACUUCAGACUAUUACGUAAUGCUUGAAGAUGAUGUCCAGUGUUCAAAAAAUUUUUUAACUGCCAUCAAGAAAGUCAUUACAUCUCUAGAAGGAACUUAUUGGGUAACUCUUGAGUUCUCUAAGCUGGGAUAUAUAGGUAAACUCUAUCACUCUCAUGAUCUCCCACGAUUAGCACAUUUUUUAUUAAUGUUUUAUCAAGAAAUGCCUUGUGAUUGGCUCUUGACCCAUUUCCGUGAUCUUUUGGCUCAGAAAAAUGUGAUCCGUUUUAAACCAUCUCUCUUUCAGCACAUGGGGUACUAUUCAUCAUAUAAAGGAACUGAAAAUAAACUGAAGGAUGAUGAUUUUGAGGAGGAAUCAUUCGACAUUCCAGAUAAUCCUCCUGCAAAUCUAUAUACCAACAUGAAUGUGUUUGAAAAUUAUGAAGCACGCAAGGCAUACAGUAGUGUUGAUGAAUACUUUUGGGGGAAACCACCUUCAACUGGAGAUGUAUUUGUGAUUGUCUUUAAAACUCCAAUUGUAAUUAAAAAAAUUAAAGUGAAUACUGGAACAGAAGAUCGACAAAAUGACAUUUUGCAUCAUGGAGACCUAGAUGUUGGGGAACACGUUCAUAUUACUAAAGAAAUGAGACAGUGUGAUAAUUACUUAAGACUUGGAGAAUUCAAAAAUGGAAACUUUGAAAUGUCAGAUGUGAAUCAGAAAAUUCCAUUUGAUAUUGUUUGUAUGAGGAUACGUGUUACCAAAACACAAAAGGAAUGGCUGAUCAUCAGAAGUAUUAGCAUCUGGACAUCUUAGUCAAUUAAAUCAAUA
Molecule: messenger RNA, 1455 nt
Organism: Ochotona curzoniae (black-lipped pika)
Lineage: Eukaryota; Metazoa; Chordata; Mammalia; Lagomorpha; Ochotonidae
Gene: MGAT4C
Product: MGAT4 family member C
Exons: 3
Coding region: 4-1440 (478 amino acids)
Biological process (GO): protein N-linked glycosylation
Molecular function (GO): acetylglucosaminyltransferase activity
Source: RefSeq, a predicted model, not a curated record